Molecule: messenger RNA, 667 nt
Organism: Carassius auratus (goldfish)
Lineage: Eukaryota; Metazoa; Chordata; Actinopteri; Cypriniformes; Cyprinidae
Exons: 6
Coding region: 47-649 (200 amino acids)
Source: RefSeq, a predicted model, not a curated record
CGGAAGGUGGUUUACUUUGCUGGCGUUCAACUUCCUACUUUUUAACAUGACGUUAUUUGUUAAACUUAAAACACGUGGACUAAUCGUGGUUUUUAUGGUGAUGACGAUAUGUAGAUUUUCAAGUUCUCCUCCUCUACAGAAGAGGUCCAGCAAUUGCCGGUGUUCUCUGUCUUGUGCUGAAUUACCUGAGAUUUCAAAAAACGACCGCAUUGAAGUUCAUGUGCAAGAUCAAUCAAGAGUAAUUUAUAAUAAAGAACAAGAAGUCUCUAGUUUAUUUAAUGAAGGACAUUGUUCUGUGGUCGUGCCAGAAUGUUUACAAGAGGACAAAAAGUUCGAACUUAGAAUAUAUGGUCAGAGGAAACAGCCAAUCUAUGAAAAAAUGGAUUUAAAGCCUGUGUGUAAAACAGAGGAACCACCAGAAAAGAACAACAAGCUGACAGACGGAGAGGAUAAACCUGAUCCCGUCCCGUCAGAGAUCAAAGUCUCCAGUGGAGCUGAGAGGAUCUCCUUCAACACGUUCCUAAACCUGCUGAUCAUGGUCUUUUUUUUUUUCCUUUUUCCUGCCAAAGAAUUGGUGCCUUUUUUUGACAUCGAACGCACUACUCUACACUGGAAUGAAAUUAUUGUUUUAGACCAGACCAAGAGAUGACUCACUACAAAAAAAAAA